AACAGGGAGACUCAGGAACUCUGAGCACCUUUUGGAUCUUAUCCUGCUUCCUGCACACGCCGCGAAAACUUCAGGCUCCUGCUCGGCUACAUUGACGAGUCCGGGCUGCGUUUCUUGUGGGUUUUUGUCUGUUUUACGUGAAGGGUUGAACCGGAGCGGAGCAGCGCGUCUCCACCGACCGGACAUUGCUACUUUUCGGUGUAAGCUACCUCCUCCAUUCACUGCGUGUGUGAGCCACGGUGCUGGUGCUGGUGGCCACCGGGAAAGACACGGCUGGUGUGGAUACGAUGAUUAACAAGCGACGUGAAUUAAUGUGUGAAGCUCGUGUAGAAAUACACGGGAAAACAAAGCGCCAGCGUUGAGGAACCGACCGAAGCCGAAGACGUCGAGGUCGCUGUGAAGGAAGUGGAGCACGAUGUAGUGUAACGUGACGUUUUUAUUCUUUUUUGAAAUCUGCCCUGUUAGUAGAAAGUAACGAGGAGUCCAGCAGCUCAACUUAGUGACACUUGUAGCAUUUACACAGGACCCAAAAGACACGGUGUGUAAGCCUUCCUUUGUGGCCGGGAAGCGCUCGUGUUCUUCCAGGGACAGGAGGUCAGCAGGACGGGUCAUCUGCUCCUCUUUGCCCCACCUCCCCCUCCUGCCAUCAGGCUGUUAUGAAGAUGUGAACUCCCUCCCUCCCUUCCCGUAUUCUCUUCUCUCUCUCUCUCCCCCGCCGCUCGGGACGCUUUGAAUUUUGUUUCUCCCCUCCUUCUCCUAUUUUGUUGGCUACAAAGGGGAUCAAACGCAACCCCGGCCUCCCUUCCCUCCCCCGUUUCUCGGUGAUGUACGAAAGCGUGGAUGUUGUGGGUCUGAGCCCCAGCCCCGGCCGCAGCAGCCCCAGCCCCGGCUCCUUCCUGAGCAUGGACUACUACCACAGACCCCCGGGGCUCGGGCCGGAGAAGGGACUCCUGUCCGGUGUAGGACUCCAGCGUCCAUUCGGGGGGUCUCUGGUGAGGCACUGGAGCGGAUCCUGCCACUCCAUAGAGACUGAGAGCACGAGUUCAGGGGAGGACCUGCUUGUCCCCAGCCCCCACUCACCUCCACCUCCGCCCCGCAUCUACAAGCCCUGCUUUGUGUGUCAGGACAAAUCUUCAGGAUACCAUUAUGGAGUCAGUGCUUGUGAGGGUUGCAAGGGUUUCUUUCGGAGAAGCAUCCAGAAGAACAUGCUGUACACCUGCCACAGAGACAAAGUCUGUGUCAUAAACAAGGUGACGAGGAACCGCUGUCAGUCCUGCAGACUACAGAAAUGUCUCGAUGUUGGCAUGUCCAAGGAGUUAGUGCGAAAUGACAGAACGAAAAAGAAGAAGGAGGAGAAGAGGCAGGCGGAGGUGGAGAUCUACGUUCUGUCAGCAGACACAGAGCAGAUGAUUGAGCGAGUGCUUCAGGCCCAUAAGGAAACCUUUCCCUCCCUCUGUCAGCUGGGAAAAUACACCACGAGCAACAGCGCAGAGCACCGUGUUUCGCUGGAUGUCAGUCUUUGGGACAAGUUCAGUGAACUGUCCACCAAAUGCAUCAUUAAGACAGUGGAGUUUGCCAAGCAGCUGCCAGGCUUCACAACGCUCACCAUCGCUGAUCAGAUCACCCUGCUCAAAGCCGCCUGCCUCGACAUACUGAUCCUGAGGAUCUGCACCCGCUACACCCCAGACCAGGACACGAUGACUUUCUCUGACGGUUUGACUCUGAACCGUACCCAGAUGCACAACGCUGGGUUCGGACCUCUCACAGACUUUGUAUUCUCCUUCGCCGCCCAGCUGCUGCCGCUGGAGAUGGACGAUGCAGAGACUGGAUUGCUCAGCGCCAUAUGCCUGCUCUGUGGAGAUCGUCAGGAUCUGGAGGAACCAGAAAGGGUGGACGUUCUUCAGGAGCCUUUGUUAGAAGCCUUGAAGAUCUAUGUGAGGAGGAGGAGGCCUGAUAAACCCUGUAUGUUCCCGAAAAUACUGAUGAAGAUAACUGACCUCCGGAGCAUCAGUGUGAAGGGGGCGGAGCGAGUGAUCACUCUGAAAAUGGAGAUCCCUGGCUCCAUGCCUCCUCUCAUCCAGGAGAUGCUGGAGAACUCUGAGGGUCUUGAAGGGCACGGAGUCGGGGGAGAGAAAGGUGGAGGAAAGGGUAGAGCAGAAGGCCAACCGGAGGAGGAAACAGACAUCAAGAGCUGCCAUCCAAGUCCGUCACCCAAAUCAGUCCCCUCUUCCAGCCCAAGCCCUGCACCUUGCUCCCCAUAGUUCCCCUCACCCUCCGACUGAAGUUCUGCACUCUUCAC
Molecule: messenger RNA, 2299 nt
Organism: Limanda limanda (common dab)
Lineage: Eukaryota; Metazoa; Chordata; Actinopteri; Pleuronectiformes; Pleuronectidae
Gene: rarab
Product: retinoic acid receptor, alpha b
Exons: 9
Coding region: 825-2261 (478 amino acids)
Biological process (GO): retinoic acid receptor signaling pathway; cellular response to corticotropin-releasing hormone stimulus; regulation of transcription by RNA polymerase II
Cellular component (GO): transcription regulator complex; nucleus
Molecular function (GO): nuclear glucocorticoid receptor binding; zinc ion binding; RNA polymerase II cis-regulatory region sequence-specific DNA binding
Source: RefSeq, a predicted model, not a curated record